AUGACAUGCCUAAUUUUAUGGUAUCUGUGGCUCAUAUCAACUUUUCAGUUAGAGUUUGCAACGGCUAGUACUGCAAAUACAACAACUACAGCAAAGUCUGGAACCUCUUCGUCAACGGAGGAGCCGUUUCCUGUACUAGCCGUGGGUAAAGAUGGUAGAGGAAACUACUAUGUUAAUAGCACAUUUGGCACUCCCGGUCAACGCCAACGUUUGCUAGUGGAUAUUAUCCAACCGUACAUAAAUCUGGUUUCCGGAACAAGCGAAAGUCAUAACGAAUACUCCGGUGUAUAUCAUAAGCAUCCCAGCUACCUCAUGAAUGACUCUACAUCAUCUGUUCCUGUUUCUCCUGGCCAAAUAUAUGAGAUUUCUUUCAUUGAUGGUAGAGCUGUUAACUGUACUUUGGUGACAGACGAUAUGAAUUUUACAAAUGUUUCCUCAGAAAAUUCCUCGACCGCUUUGAUAACCGAUUUAAUGGUAACUCGAGAUAACGUACAAUUUAACUCGGGGAGCCUAUCCAUUUCAAACGUUUCCUUCUUUGAUAUUCAGUCCUCGAACUUUAAGACUUCAGGCUUGUUAGGUUUAAGCGGGAAGGUCACAAACCCAGGCAAUGCUAUCGAUAGCUCACAAUACACAGAACAGUCUUAUUUUCUAUCCUUAUUGAAAGAUGCAGAUAUCAUUGAAAGUUCGUCAUAUUCACUGUGGUUGGCUGGAGACACUUCCACGUACAAAACAUAUAGAGAUCCAAUAUCUAAUUGUGGGAAGCUACUUCUUGGAGGGGUGGAUCCUUCGCUGUUUACCGGUACACUGGGAAAAUUUGACUUAAUUCCUUACGUUGACCCAGUGAGUAAUGCUGUUAGUGUUGGGUACCCAAUUGUGCCAUUAGGCCCUAUUUAUAUUGUGUCUAACAGCGGACAAAGUUUGAAUAUGACUUCGAAGGACUUUCUGAGCCCAGCCUUACUUGAUUCAACUUCUUCGGUCAGUUACCUGCCAACUAGUACCAUUAUUCAGAUUGCCGUUCAAAUUGCGGCCACUUAUGUGGAAUCACUAGAUAGGUGGCUAGUCCAAUGUUCUAUAGCAGAUAUGGGUGUCUCCUUGGGUUUCAGGCUUCGAGAAUUGACAAUUGAAAUACCCCUACGUGAUUUAUUAUCAUCUACUUACGAUACAUCCACCAAUUCUUCAAUGUUUUUCAGUUCUGGACAGGAAGCUUGUUUUCUAACACUAUACGCUAAUACAAAUACUGGAGUAAACAUACUCGGAGAAGCCUUCAUAAAAAAUAUAUAUAUGGCAAUGGACUUAGAGGAUAACACUAUAGCCAUUGCACAGGCAAAGAAGGUUGAAGAUGACGCAGUUACUGAAGAGACAAAUGAAACUACCGCGUCCACUAUCAUCAAGAAGAUCAAAUCUGGUUACAUUCCUUACGCAAAAGUGAUGAAUAGUAGUAAUACAAGAAACUUGACUCUUUAUCCAUCCUAUAGGUCAGGCUAUAUGUUCACUGUCCCAGGUCAACUGACAGCAGCAUACUCAAACGGUGUGAUUACAGGUGCGGGCCGGUCAUUCUAUGAUACUUCAAGAGCAAGCACAAGUGCUAGACCAUCCAGUACUCAAUUCGACAGCUUUUCUGUGUCAGCCUCAGAAGAGUGGUCAAAUUCAACUAAUAGAACCAGCAGUGCUUCGGGAGCAGGCGUUCGAUUGAGCAGUCCUUAUACAUUUAACAAAGAUCCAGCUGGACAUGUAACUCGUAUAGCUUCCUUGCUACUACUUUCGAUAUUCUCGAUACUUAUUGUUCUUUGA
Messenger RNA from Saccharomyces cerevisiae S288C, 1791 nucleotides. It is a transcript of the gene YPS7, whose product is annotated as putative aspartic endopeptidase. The transcript has a single exon. Bases 1 to 1791 code for a protein of 596 amino acids. Gene Ontology annotation, cellular component: endoplasmic reticulum membrane; cytoplasm. Gene Ontology annotation, molecular function: aspartic-type endopeptidase activity. NCBI's taxonomy places the organism in Eukaryota, Fungi, Ascomycota, Saccharomycetes, Saccharomycetales, Saccharomycetaceae. The record is from RefSeq and is marked reviewed. Gene Ontology annotation, biological process: proteolysis.